GUUCAAAACCAUGUCCAAGCGCAAGAAAUGCGCGCCAUCGCCAUCAACGGACACGCCGUCGACAGCGAAAGCGGAGGCUACAGCGCCAUGGUGCCAGCGAUUUCAACUGCUGGAUACCUGCUAUUGCUUUCUCGUUGCGAAAAAAGCCAUUCCGUCCCUGAACACCAUCGUAAGCCUUGCAACCCACAUGUCGGGAAACCCCGCGAACCUCACGGCAACCCAUGUUCGACAAAUGGUGUCAAUUGGGGUGGUGGAAUUGAAUGCGCAGCCACGAGACAAAGUUGUCCAACAAGACGAAUUCAACCCAGCCUCACGCGAUCCCCACGAAACCAUCGAGCUGGUGCAGUUUCCAGACGUGCCGCAACCCAGCAAACGAGCUAGCACGAAGCGAAUGCUUCUGUUUCAACGAGCACUGCAAACCACCUCCUUGGACUUGACCAACGUGCCUGAAUUCGAAGCCCCCAUAGGCAACAAACGUUCCAAAUCAGCUGACCCUUCGUCUCCAUCGAUUCCGUUCCAAACCAGCGCGAUACCAUAUCUGAACACGCUCAUGCAAACAAGCUACUAUGACGGCCAAGUGGUCCAUAUCGAAACAAUCCCCACGCGACCUGCUCGAUUUGGUCAUCGACAACUCAGUGACCUCGGCGUGUGCGACGCCGUCCGCCAGGCAGUCCUCGUCGACAAGCUGUACUCGCAUCAAUCGGACGCAAUCGCCGCCCUCUUAGAGGGCCAACAUGUCGUCAUUUCAACGUCCACUUCGAGUGGCAAGUCCAUGGUGUACUCAAUCCCCGUCGCGCACUCAUUGGUGACGUCACAAGCCACGUCGUUGUUCCUCUUUCCAACCAAAGCGCUGGCUCAGGACCAAGUUCAAUCAUUUCGAUCCUUUCUAGGUCGAUGCAACGGCCUGGAUCCGUCCAUCUGUGCCACUUAUGAUGGUGACACAGCCAUGGCGGCGCGUUCCAGUGUUCGGUCUUCGGCGCGAGUGAUUCUCACCAACCCCGACAUGCUGCACGUGUCGAUCUUGCCGCAGCACAAGGUGUGGAGGACGGUGCUGUCUCGACUGAAAUAUAUCGUGGUUGACGAAGCCCACAUGUAUCGCGGCAUUUUUGGGUCGCACGUCGCCAACGUCCUGCGGCGCCUCUUCCGCCUGUGCUACCUCUAUGGCUCCAACCCCCAGGUCGUGUGCUGCUCGGCGUCAAUUCAAAACCCUCGGGAACAUUUUGGAUGGCUCGUGCCUCAACAGUCGUUGUGCUCAACGGCGGACAACCCAAGCGCAGUCCAAGUGUGUUCUCGUGGUGUGGCGGUCCUGGAACCUGAACAAGAUGGAAGUCCAUGUGGCGCCAAGUAUUUCGUUGUGUGGAGGCCGAAACCACCCCCAACGACGUCGCUGGACCUGAACCAGAACAACCAAGACAUGACAGGAAGCACUAUAUUUCAAUCUGCUCAAAUUCUAGCGACCCUCGUGGCCGCCAAGGUCCACACGAUUGCGUUUUGCAGGGGCCGCAAGCUAACCGAGUUGAUCCUGGACUACACGCACAGCAUUUUGCGCAGCCAAAAGCUAGGCCAUCUCGUCGCGCGUGUCAAGGGGUAUCGUGGCGGGUACUCGGUGGAGAGCCGUCGCGCGAUUGAGACGCAGCUAUUUCGGCAGGAAUUGCUGGGGGUCGUCGCCACGAAUGCGUUGGAGCUCGGCAUCGACAUCGGGUCCCUGGAAUGCACGUUGCAUCUUGGCUUCCCGCCUUCCAUCGCGUCCAUGUGGCAACAAGCAGGUCGUGCCGGCCGCAGCGGCAAAGACUCGAUGGCAGUGAUUGUAUGCUUCGACUCGCCACUGGAUGCGUACAACACCUCGUUGGGCUCUGCCAUGUUCCACAAACUCCCGGAAGCCGUCGUGUUGGACCCGAACAACUCCCAGGUCGUCCAGCAGCAUCUCCUGUGUGCGUCGUUGGAGCUUGAUUUGCUGUCCCAGCGGUGUGGCACAAACGCCAUCGACAGGGUCAUGUUUCCAAACGACGUCGACGAUCUCGUGGCGACCAUGGUGGCCAAGGGAACCUUGAUGGUGAGCGGAGAUGGGUUUCGCGUCCCGGCGUCUAUGAGCGUCAAGGAUAUUACGAUUCGCGAUAUUGCCCAGGACGGCUACAACGUUGUCGAUGUGGACGACGACAACAAAGUGAUCGACACCAUUCCUGGCCACCGCGUAUUCUUUCAAGCAUACCCUGCGGCCGCGUACCUCCACCAAGUCCGCUUCAUGCGCUACUUUGCUGACUCGCUUGAUCUUCCAAUUUGAGUAAUGUGGAUUUGUCGGCGCGGUAGGGACGCGAGUACUUGAUCACAAAAGUCGACACAGACGCCAAGAUCAUUCUUGCAAAGCCAUGCGCGACUCGCCUCAAGUACUACACGACGUGCCGCGACUUCACGGACGUCGACGUCAUGACAACGUUCUUACCGUCGCUGGCGUAUUCGUCGCAGGUGCACUUGGGUAUCGCGCACUCGACGACGCACGUCGUGGGGUGCUACGCGCUGGAGAAGCGGACUCAACGCAUCCUGCAUCGGACGGAUUUUUCACUCCCGCCCAUGGAGUCCGAAGGACAUGCCGUGUGGAUGGACAUCCCGGUCCAUGUCGGAAACGUUGGCGAGCCACUUGCAGACUCCGAGCGCCAUCCGACACGGGAUGCUUUGCAUGGCGUGAACCAUUUGAUCCUUGCCGUGAACCCACACUUUAUGCUAGUCGACAGCAAAGACCUCGCGACGGAGCACGUGAGCCCGUUGGAAAAGCGCAUCCGACCGUUCCGUGUCAUUGUGUACGAGACGUGCCAAGGCGGCAUCGGGAUCGUACAAAGGGUGGCGUCACUCUUUCCAGAGAUAGUCGCGUGCGCCAAGAGCAUUUUGGAUCAAUGCGAUUGUGUCGACGGUUGCCCCCGGUGUAUUCACUCCCCCCAUUGCUCGGAAUUAAACAAGGCGGUAUCGAAGCCCGGCGCCAUCGCCAUCUUGACAUACAUGGCAACCCAGCUGAAUUGUUCAAAAGUGUAACAAGUCCUAGCGGUCGAGA
This is a messenger RNA of Aphanomyces invadans, 3043 nucleotides long. RefSeq lists its product as hypothetical. Gene Ontology annotation, molecular function: ATP binding; nucleic acid binding. The transcript has 11 exons. The record is from RefSeq and is a predicted model, not a curated record. NCBI's taxonomy places the organism in Eukaryota, Oomycota, Saprolegniomycetes, Saprolegniales, Verrucalvaceae. The coding region runs from base 11 to 2281 and encodes 756 amino acids.